Diospyros lotus (date-plum) is the source of this 2259-nucleotide messenger RNA. RefSeq lists its product as uncharacterized. The record is from RefSeq and is a predicted model, not a curated record. Lineage: Eukaryota; Viridiplantae; Streptophyta; Magnoliopsida; Ericales; Ebenaceae. The transcript has 10 exons. The coding region runs from base 300 to 1937 and encodes 545 amino acids.
UUACAAAGCGUUGGCUAAAGACAGGAAUCUCUCUCUCUCUCUCUCUCUCUCUCUUAGUCUCUUUCUUGUGAGAAUCUGUUGUUGCUGGUUCUCUUCCAUCUCCCGCAUCAUCAAUUCUCUCUCUGUCUCUCCCCCUCCACGCUUGUUUCUGUAUCUAUCUAUAUAUAUAUAUAUAUAUAUAUGAAAGAAGAUAGGUAUAUACAGAUGAUGAAUUGUGAAUGCAGAGUGGACAUGCUAUGAUCGCUGUGAUUUUCUGAUUGAGUAGUGCGUUUUUCUCUCUCCUCGAGAGAGAGAGAGGUAUGGGAGCUUGCGUGUCGAAGCCGGAAAGCUGUGCUGGGGCUCGAUUCAGUUCGUCGAAGAGGAAGAAGAAGAAGAAGAACAAGAGCAAUAGCAACAGAAACUGCUCUCCUCGCAAGCGCAAGAAACCAAUCCACCCUACAGCUUCCUCUCAUUUGUCCGAUCAAUCGCUUCCCAAGCUUGAUAUCUUCUCCCACCCGGAUCCUAUUUCUUACGCUAAUCCAACUUUCCACGCAGGAAAUACUGAGGAGGCGUGGUUUGAUUCUGCUGCUGUACUUGAGUCUGACUGCGAUGAAGAUUUCCAAAGCGUGCAGGAUGAUGAGCUCUCUCUGACUGGAUUAGAAGGUACACCCAUAUCAAAUGUUGCUUUGAUUAGAGAAUCCAAUCAUAAAGACUCUGUUGUCGCCUCCUCUUCCCCUGUUCAUCUACGAAGACCAGGAUACUUAUUAGCUGGAAAUUCUUUGUCCAACUCUGCCAGUGAAGUUGCUAAAGAUUAUUUGACUUCUGAUGCUGCUGACUCCAGAUCAAAACCAGUAGGAUCCCUAGAUGAAGGAAAGCAUCCUGUGUUUCGCGAUGAGAUUUUCUCUGCAAAUGAAGGUGCUGCCGGGGAUGGACUAUUAGAUAACUGUGGAAUUCUUCCAAACAACUGUCUGCCUUGUCUUGCUUCUACUGUCCCCUCAUUUGAUAAGAGAAAAUUGAGCUCAAGUCCACCACAUGCACCGAAAAAGGCCAUCUCAAAACUUUCCUUUAAAUGGAAGGAUGGACAUCCAAAUGCUGCUAUACUUUCUUCAAAGAUGCUGCUGCAAAGACCAAUAGCAGGUUCUCAAGUACCAUUUUGUCCAGUAGAAAAGAAGAUGCUAGAUUCUUGGUCAAACGUUGAGCCAGGUACUUUCAAAGUUCGGGCAGAGAACUAUUUGAGGGAUAAAAAGAAGGAGUUGGCACUGAAUUAUGCUGCAUAUUGUCCGUUUGGUGUUGAUGUAUACUUGUCUCCAAGGAAAGUUGAUCAUAUUGCUCGGUUUGUGGAACUUCCUGUUAUUAAUUCUUCUGGGAAACUUCCACCCAUCCUUGUUGUAAAUGCUCAGAUUCCACUUUAUCCUGCUUCGCUUUUCCAGAGUGAAACUGAUGGUGAAGGGAUGAACAUCGUUUUAUACUUUAAGCUGUCUGAAAGUUGCUCUAAGGAAAUUCCCUCCCAUUUCCAUGAUAGUAUCAAAAGAUUAAUUGACGAUGAGACUGAAAAAGUUAAAGGUUUUCCCAUAGAUACAAUUGUCCCCUUCCGUGAAAGGUUGAAGAUACUGGGUCGUGUAGUUAAUGUGGAUGACCUUCAUCUAAGUGCACCUGAAAGGAAGCUUCUGCAUGCUUACAAUGAAAAACCUGUUCUUUCACGUCCUCAGCAUAAAUUCUUCCUGGGAGAAAACUAUUUCGAGAUUGAUUUGGAUAUGCAUAGAUUUAGUUACAUCUCUAGGAAAGGAUUUGAAGCAUUCCUAGAUAGACUGAAGCUCUGCAUCUUGGAUUUUGGCCUCACAAUUCAGGGUAACAAACCUGAAGAGUUGCCAGAGCAGAUAUUGUGUUGUGUACGGUUAAAUGGCAUAGAUUACAUGAAUUAUCAACAACUGGGACUGAGUCAAGAGGCCCUUGAAUGAAGCUAAACAAAAGUGCAAGUUGAAUGAGUUCUUUAGGGGAAUCGAAAGUUUCCAGUGGAAACAGUGGGAUUACAGUUUGAGCAGGAAAAUGGUGACUGAGAGUAGAGCACCCAUGUGCCAAAAAAUAAAGAAGCUAAAAGGCAAUGAAUUGUUUAUAAGAUCUGGAGGAAAGAAAGGAGUAUGAAUAUUUGUUCUACAAAUUAAGAGCAACAAAUUAUGAGACUUCCAUGAAGCUGCAGCAAGUAGGGAAAUUGUACGCCAAUUUGGAAGUCAACUUGUCCCAUCUACUGGAUAUUCUUUAAUCUCUUUCCAGUUUAUGUUA